Pseudocercospora fijiensis CIRAD86 is the source of this 270-nucleotide messenger RNA. RefSeq lists its product as uncharacterized. The record is from RefSeq and is a predicted model, not a curated record. The transcript has a single exon. Bases 64 to 255 code for a protein of 63 amino acids. Lineage: Eukaryota; Fungi; Ascomycota; Dothideomycetes; Mycosphaerellales; Mycosphaerellaceae.
GAGGCAGAUGCCCAUCUUUGCUGGGAUGGAGGAUGGUAAGAUGGUGGGGUUUGGCGGAAGAUAAUGGUGGUGUUGAUCUUUGUGGUUGAUUGUAUGCAGAUCUUGCUGGAGUCUGACGUUGAUGCGCGUGUUCCAAGCUUCUCGUAUUCACUGCUGCUGCUGCUGCUGCGUAUGCAUGGCAGAUGUGGUUGUCUCAGAUAUGUGGUGGUUGGAGAGGUCUCGCAGCUUAUGACUGAACGCGUCUCGCCUCCUUAAUGUCAAUGUUGUUGC